Hyaloscypha bicolor E is the source of this 1284-nucleotide messenger RNA. RefSeq lists its product as uncharacterized. NCBI's taxonomy places the organism in Eukaryota, Fungi, Ascomycota, Leotiomycetes, Helotiales, Hyaloscyphaceae. The transcript is spliced from 3 exons. Gene Ontology annotation, biological process: intracellular iron ion homeostasis; iron ion transport; copper ion import. Gene Ontology annotation, cellular component: plasma membrane. The record is from RefSeq and is a predicted model, not a curated record. Bases 1 to 1284 code for a protein of 427 amino acids. Gene Ontology annotation, molecular function: ferric-chelate reductase activity.
AUGGAUGUCCCAUCACGGUAUUCAUUUAUUUCUGGAUGUAUCUUUGUAGCGCGGUUAUUGGGUUAUGGUAUCUGUCGUGUUCUCAACGUUAGGUGGCCAUUAACCACAUCCUUUGUCAACAGACACCUCAUCUAUCCGCACAUCCUUCCCCGUAACUCGUUCAUAGGGACAGCGACGCGAUUUCAGGUCUUAAUUGUAUCUCUCUACCUCGUCGCCAACACUCUCAUUGUUGUCAUCGGGGGGCCAAGAGCCCAGAUGAGCUCACGCGCGUCUACCAUGUCAAUCAUCAACCUAAUUCCGCUCCUCUGUGGCUCGCGACUUAGCCUUGUGACAAAAUUGGCCGGAAUUUCACUUCGUGCCAGUAUUGGCUCUCAUCAGUGGUUCGGCAGGACCGCGAUCGCACAGAUGUUGUUGCAUACGGCCAUCUCAUUGACAGGAAGUUCUCCGUUCACAUGGACAGCGAGUAAUAUCAAUGGGGCUGUGGUCUCUGCUUCCGGAUUCAUAUUUCUCCUCUCGAUUUGCAUUGUGAGGCGUGUGCUGUAUGAAUGGUUCUUGAAUUCGCAUCUGCUCUUAUCUGUGGUGGUUUUGAUAGCCAUCUGGCGCCACAUAUCUUCGAAGAAACCGGCGGAGUUGUUCUUAAGGAUUGGCAUGUAUCUGUGGACCAUCGUGACGACCGUUCACUGGAUUUUGUUUGCAAAGAGGAACUUUGUCUUUGGUCGACCAUUCGCAACAGCCGUGGCGGUGAGGCAUUACGGCAAGUCGAAUCGGUUACUAGUUGAUCCGUCACACGUAUUGCAGGUGGACAUUACCGUCCCGAGGCCGUGGCGUGUUGAGGCUGGCCAGUCCGUUUUCCUCUCAAUCCCCAAACUUGGCAUUUUCACCGGGCUUCGCGGCCACCCUUUCACGAUUUGCUGGUGGGAGCGGGACCGGAAAGGCUUGACAAUAUCUCUCUUGGUGAAGCCGAGGGCGGGUUUUACUGCGGAGCUCGACAGACAUGCGAAUAGAAAACUCCUCGCGUUCAUUGAUGGGCCGUAUGGCGUCCGAUAUGACUUCGGACAGUACGGGACGGUAAUUAUGUUUGCGACGGGGAUCGGCAUUGCGGGCCUCAUACCAUAUAUCAAGGAUCUGAUUAGUGGAUAUAAUAACUGCGCGGUGAAGACGCAUCGCAUCCGACUAGUUUGGGAGAUCAAAGAGCAAUGUCAAGAGGAUUGGGUGAAACAUUGGAUGGACGAGCUCUUGGCCAGCGACACAGGAUACGUACAACAUCCCGUGUCCAAUGCAUGA